Molecule: messenger RNA, 8304 nt
Organism: Branchiostoma floridae (Florida lancelet)
Lineage: Eukaryota; Metazoa; Chordata; Leptocardii; Amphioxiformes; Branchiostomatidae
Exons: 40
Coding region: 110-7855 (2581 amino acids)
Molecular function (GO): protein binding; carbohydrate binding
Source: RefSeq, a predicted model, not a curated record
GCUGAGCGAGACGUGCCCGGCUCUACCUGACGUGGCGAACGCUGAGCGCACAGGAAACGGAACGGCUGCCGGGGACGUAGUUUUGUACCGAUGUGAGCCGGGCUUCACCAUGACAGGAGCGGCCAGCCUCACGUGUCAGGCAGGCGUUCCACCCAGCUGGGACACCAGUCCGCCUAACUGCACAGCUACGUGUCCAGCAGACGAAGAACGCCCUGCCGGUACUGGAGUCAUUUUAAGCCCCGGAUAUCCAGAUGAGUACGGAACCGACCAGGACUGUGCUUGGGUCAUCCGUGGGUGCGGCGGACCGGUCACGUUAUCCUUCCGGUUCUUCCAGACGGAGGAGGACUACGACAUUCUGAGCGUGUAUGACGAUUCCCUGGACACCCCAGCUCUGGAGUACAGCGGGCAGCUUGACCUGAAGGACUACAUCAGCAUCUCGUCUGUUUUGUACGUGAGGUUUACAAGUGAUGGAAGUGUUACCGACAGCGGCUUCUGGAUCGACUAUAGCUCGUCUUGCUGCAGCGACCCCGGAGCCCCGGUCAAUGGCGGCAGAGAGGGCAACAGCUUCAGCCCUGGUGACGUUGUGGUGUUCUCGUGUAACGACGGGUUUGAGUUGAUCGGGGAGAAGAACGCCACCUGUCGAGAAGCAGGCAACAUUACAGAGUACGACUGGUCCAGCCCUGCACCCGUGUGUCAGGCUGUAGUAAGCGACACCUGCCCGGCUCUGCCUGGCGUGGCGAACGCUGAGCGCACAGGAAACGGAACGGCUGCCGGGGACGUAGUUUUGUACCGAUGUGAGCCGGGCUUCACCAUGGCAGGCGCGGCCAACCUCACGUGUCAGGCAGGCGUUCCACCCAGCUGGGACACCAGUCCGCCUAACUGCACAGCUACGUGUCCAGUGGAGGAAGAACGCCCUGCCGGUACUGGAGUCAUUUUAAGCCCCGGAUAUCCAGAUGAGUACGGAACCGACCAGGACUGUGCUUGGGUCAUCCGUGGGUGUGGCGGACCGGUCACGUUAUCCUUCCGGUUCUUCCAGACGGAGGAGGACUACGACAUUCUGAGCGUGUAUGACGAUUCCCUGGACACCCCAGCUCUGGAGUACAGCGGGCAGCCCGACCUGAAGGACUACAUCAGCAUCUCGUCUGUUUUGUACGUGAGGUUUACAAGUGAUGGAAGUGUUACCGACAGCGGCUUCUGGAUCGACUAUAGCUCGUCUUGCUGCAGCGACCCCGGAGCCCCGGUUAACGGCAGCAGAGAAGGCGACAGCUUCAGCCCUGGUGACGUUGUGGUGUUUUCGUGUAACGACGGGUUUGAGUUGAUCGGGGAGAAGAACGCCACCUGUCGAGAGACAGGCAACAUUACAGAGUACGACUGGUCCAGCCCUGCACCCGUGUGUCAGGCUGUAGUAAGCGACACCUGCCCGGCUCUGCCUGACGUGGCGAACGCUGAGCGCACAGGAAACGGAACGGCUGCCGGGGACGUUGUUUUGUACCGAUGUGAGCCGGGCUUCACCAUGACAGGAGCGGCCAGCCUCACGUGUCAGGCAGGCGUUCCACCCAGCUGGGACACCAGUCCGCCUAACUGCACAGCUACGUGUCCAGUGGAGGAAGAACGCCCUGCCGGUACUGGAGUCAUUUUAAGCCCCGGAUAUCCAGAUGAGUACGGAACCGACCAGGACUGUGCUUGGGUCAUCCGUGGGUGCGGCGGACCGGUCACGUUAUCCUUCCGGUUCUUCCAGACGGAGGAGGACUACGACAUUCUGAGCGUGUUUGACGAUUCCCUAGACACCCCAGCUCUGGAGUACAGCGGACAGCCCGACCUGAAUGACUACAUCAGCAUCUCGUCUGUUUUGUACGUGAGGUUUACAAGUGAUGGAAGUGUUACCGACAGCGGCUUCUGGAUAGACUAUAGCUGUGAGGCCACAAUAGGAUGCGGCCCCGACGAGUUUGCGUGCGCGAACGGGAACUGCACCCGCCAGGAGGCGCUGUGUGACGGACAGGACGACUGCGGAGAUGGCAGCGACGAGUCUGGGGGGAAUUGCACAAUUGGUAAUGGCCCCACGAGUAGACACAGAAAGGUUGCGCGUGUAAAGCGACAAGCCGACGGUGAGUGCGGUGUGGAAGUCUCGGCGAGGCGGGACUGCGGCUCGCCCGGCAUUACUCAGGCGGAGUGUCUGCAGCGGGGAUGCUGCUUUGACAGCACAACGGUUAACGCCAUCAUGUGCUUUUACAAGAGAGACACCAGCGAGGACCUGAUUUCGCACGGCUGUUACGAGGACGUGUCUAGCCGGAGGUUUCCCCACGCCUCCGUCACCGCCUCCGACAUGACUAAUAACCAAUGCUUGGAGCACUGCAGACAACAGGGAUUCUCUUACGCAGGGACCCAGUACUCGACCCAGUGCUUCUGCGGGACGGAGCGGAACUUUGCGGACCUGGGAGAGGUGCGUCCUGCGGCGGAGUGCGGCAGCUCCUGUGGGGGUGACGCGGCUCAGGUCUGCGGGGGGAACUGGAGGCUGUCGGUGUACAGGGUAACCGGCUGUACCCUUUGGACUCGGUGGUUUGACCGUGACGAUCCCAGCGGGACCGCAGACUCGGAGCUGCUGUCCGACCUUCGGCAGGAGAACCCGGGAGAAAUCUGCUCCGGCCCCGCGGCAGUCCAGGCCCGAGUCCGCGCGACACAAGUGGACGCCAACCAGACGGGCCAGCAGUUCGAGUUGUAUGACAAGGCAGUCGGCUUUUUAUGCCGGAACACCGACCAAAGCGACGGCACCUGCCUGGACUAUGAAGUGCGCUUCUGCUGUGAUUCUGAGCCCGUUGGUUUAUGGACGUUUCAUGCGGAGAACGGGAUGACAGACAUUACCGGAAACGGAAAUGACGCCGUGACAUCAACCAUUGAGCUGUCGGAAGGACCGAACGGCACCACGGGAUCGUACGAGUUUUCCGGUUCCUCCGGUUCCUACGUGGAGAUCCCCAACAACGGUCGGCUGGACGUGCGCUACUCCCUCACCGUCCUGGCCUCCAUCUACCCCACCGGGGCCCACGGGCCGCUGUUUAACUACCGGACUGACGACUGGGGCUUUCAUUUCUGGCAAACAGCCGCCAACCAGAUAUUUGUAAGAGCCGUUACCAGAGACGGCACGCUGCUGGAUGCCGUGAGUGCGGACGUACUCCUGCAGAGUGCCUGGAACUAUGUCGGCGCCACGUACAACUACGGGACCGGGGAGCUCGCCGUCUGGCACGAAGGGAGCCAAGCGAACAGCCAGUCUGUAGGCGUGACGGAGUUAGCCACGCAGUACGCCGUUAGGGUGGGAUAUAGGGACGGAGAGUCGCGCGCGUUCUCCGGUAGGAUAGCCUGUCUGCAGCUGUAUGAUUACGCAAUGCAGCAGGGUCAGAUUCUAGAGGCAAGGACAAAGUGUGAUGCCACCACUGUAUCACCCAUAGAGGCCCCAGUUUGUCCGAUACCAGACUAUGUUCCCUAUAACGGGGACUGCUACAAGAGUUUUGCCGAAGAGAAGACAUACACUGAGGCUGGCCAGGCUUGUGCAGCGGACGGCGGGAUUUUAGCCAUGCCGAAGGACGGUGAGACCAACGCUUUUCUCGCCAGUCUGGCACCUGUAGUCGGAGGUCGCUGGUUCGGCCUGACCGACGCUGACGGCGAUGGGCAGUGGGAGUUCGCGGACGGCCAACCCCUGACAAACUUCUCCAACUGGAGAGUCGGCGAGCCCGCGCCUGAUGACGAGACCGGGCUCGGCGGCUGUGCCGGAUUGUACGCCACUGCGUCCACAUGGAAUGAAAGGGACUGCAGCAAACUCAGGGGAUUCAUCUGUCAGACAAAUGGGGGAGUAGACUGGCUGGUGCUGAACGCGUCCUCCGUGGCGGAGACGUCUGGAAGCCCGUACACGUUAGGCGGCGUGAUGUAUGAUGCCGCCGCCGCGCUGGACGGCAACAGCGCCACCUACUGGCGCCCGCAGUACUCCAGCUCAGGCGACUACUGGAUCACCUUUGACCUCCAGACGCCACACACCGUCUUCAGGCUCCGCUUCAGCGGCCCGGGUGACGUACAGCAUGACGUCAGAGCCUUUGUUCUGGAGGCGUCGCAGCUGAGCAGUCCGUACCUGUGGCACAGCGUCGUGAACAUCUCCUACAUCGCCGCCGACAGGUCCACGGAGCCGCGGGUCUAUGACGGGUUCUCCGUGACGGCCCGGUUCUGGCGGUUCCGCGUGACGGAGACACACGCCAGUCCGCCGGACGGACCGCCCUUCGUCACAGAGAUCGGCUUCUACGGGUUCGAAGCCAAAGCCAUGAUUAGCACAGUGCGCCCGAUGCCGAUGACCACAACAAAUACGCCUUUAAGGCACAGCACGAGCUCCCAAUCUCUCCCUGACAACAUCGCCCUGCGGCGGCCCGCAGCCCAGUCCAGUAUCUACAACUCCGCGAACCAGCCGGGCCUGGCCGUGGACGGGAACACGGACACGGCCUGGACGGGCGGCUCGUGCGUGCACACCGCGCAGGAGACCGGGCCAUGGUGGUCGGUAGAUCUCGGCUUCCCCAGAAAUGUCGGGAUCGUCACCGUCUACAACCGGCAGGACUGCUGCUGGGACAGGAUCAACCCUUUCCGCGUGCACGUCACGGACUCCGUGUCCAGUCUGUCUGACGUCACGAGUUGCGGGGGAGACCACAGGUUCCGGGAAGGCCAGGCCAGCAUGGAGGUGCACUGCGCAGGCCUGAAGGGACAGGUGGUGGUCAUUCAGCUUCCGGGAACCGACAGAAUGAUGAACAUGUGCGAAGUGAAGGUCUACGAAGCAACAAACAUGGCCCUGGGUCGCCCGACUGCACAGUCCAGUCACCACGUGUACAGCCAGCCGGGCGGGCGGGCCGUGGACGGGAGCAACAACACCAACUAUCUCGUCGCGCCGUUCUGCGUCCAUACCGACGGCCAGAGCGACGGCCUAGACCCCUGGUGGUACGUCAAUCUGGGAGGCACCAGGACUGUCGGUUACGUCAUCAUCUUCACCCGGCAGGACUACGGUCCCGAGAGGAUCAGCCCCUUCCAGAUCCACAUCGGAAACUCCACGGACGUCGCGGCUAACGCCAGAUGCGGGGACAGCCACACCUUCCCCACGGACCGCGUGGACAUGACGGUGUCGUGUUUCGGCAUGAGGGGGCAGUACGUCGGCAUCCUGCUGCCGGGCAGCGGCCGGAUCCUGCAGCUGUGUGAAGUGGAGGUGUACUCAGCGCCUGAAGGGUUCACCGUGCUGGCGCAAUCCUCUGGGCUGGAAGAUCCGGGCUACGGCGCCGACAGCUCCUACGUCAUCAGCAACGGGCAGCUGAGCAGGGUUGAAGCAGGAACAGGCACAUGCGGACAGUCCACGUUCCGCCACUUCCCGGAAACUGGCUGCGGGGGGUCUGCAGUGGACAUCACGGGGUACCAGGGUGUUUCCCUGCAGUUCUGUGCCGAGGCGUGCUGCGCGGAGCUGACUUGCCUGUCGUUUCAGUACAGCACCAGGGGCGCCUGCUGGCUGAAAAACAAGCUCUGCUCCUCCGCAGAGAAACAUUCGAAUUCAGAUGGCAACAUGUAUGAUCGACUUGUCCUACCAGUUCUCCGGCGCGGGCACCAGGUGUUCAUUGUGAACGAGCAGACCGGCGCAGUAGUAGAGAAGGCUGUGUUCGACACCCAUCAUGGAGGAGGAGGCGUCACAGCAGCGCGACAGCUGACCACCUUUCUGCAAGGCAUACCCGAGGGACGCGUCGUCGCGAUUGUUGUUCAUGACAGCGGCGACACCGAAGCAGACAGCGAGCCUGACCUAGCGGCGUAUGGGGCUACAGCAACACGACUAGGUACCAGAGAAUCCUGGGCUAUGAUCAGUCAGAAGGGGGCGAUUCCAUCCUGGUUUGUGGAGGGCACAAGCGCCAGAGGUGCCGGACCCACCAUUGUACAAGCAUAUGUACAAACAGGUACCGCUACCCCCACGCCGACCCCCCAGCCGGACCCCCUGACGCCGCUGCAGUACUGCUGGAGUGCCGAGUACGGUAUGAGCGCCGUAAACGGGUUUAUAUCCGGGGGAGAGAGGUCCAGCGAUUCGCCCAACUACUGGUACUUCGGCGACUUCUCCGACACGGAGGGAUACGAAGCGUGCGCGCAAGCCUGCGAUGCGGAGCCGCUCUGCAUGGCCUUCUCGUUCCACUACUCGGCCUACGGGAACAGCUGGGGCAGCCAGUGUUACGGAAGAGGCGCCAUUGUGGACACGCUGGUCCCGUCAGCAAACAUCGUGAGCGGGCAGAGGCUGGGAGUGAGCUGCGGUGACGUCACGUGUGUGCAGGUGCUGGACAGGUGUGACGGGUGGGCGGACUGUGCGGACGGGCAGGACGAGGCGCCUGAUGUGUGUGAUGUGCAGGAGACGACUCCAGUACAGGCCACCCCGACCAGGCAGCUGGUUUGCGAGCGUCAGACGAUGUCCCUGGAGUGUCCAGCUGGCUCUCAGAUCGGCGUCUUGUGGGCCGUGUACGGCAGGAUACGGCAGGAUGCGCCACCGUGCGUCUCCAACCCCAACACGAACUGCAGGGCUCCCACGAGUUUCUCCCGCGUGACUGAAGAAUGCGGAGGGAAGCCUAGUUGUACCAUCCAAGCUAGCAACAGCGUCUUUAGCGAUUCGUGCUCAGGGGUUGAGAAAUAUCUGGAUGUUUUAUACGAAUGCAGGCAACCAGGCCUUGUUGCUGCCACCGGCGUUUGGCCUCUAAACAGACAGCAUGAAGCCAACGACACCAGCGGUAACGGAUACCAUGCGACGCCCGAGGGCGCUAGCACACGGUUAGCCCCUGGGCUGAAGGGAGAACCCUCGGGAUCUUACUCCUUCCCUAGUUCCCAGGCAUCCUCCCUCCGCAUCGCCAACAGUGGAGUUUUCGGUGCCGCGGGUUCCUUCACUGUUUUACUGCACGUCUACCCCACCGGGGAAGGCGGCACACUACUGACUUUCUCAGAUGGCCAAAAAGCGGAAAUCCGACAGGAAAAUUCGACUUUCCUGAUAUUCAAACUUCUAUCAUCGUCUCUGAACCUUACCCUGGAAGCGUCGGUCUUGACGCUCAAUAGCUGGAACUAUGUGGGAGCGUCGUACAACUACAGCACGGGGGUCGCCCUGGUCUGGCACGAAGGCACUCCUGUGGCGAAAUCAAACUUCGGCCGGUUAGAGCUGUGCUCCCAGGGCGACAUGAUAGUCGGCUCCAGCUCCGGGGAUCCGUCCGCGUUCGGAGGGAGGAUUUCCUGCCUGCAGAUUUACGGCGCGGCGCUCAGCAAGGCCGAUGUGGGGAGGGCACGGGAAACCUGCUACGGAGGAAACGUGGCUGUAGGCAAGCCUGCGAACCAGAGUAGCAGCUCGGUGGUGCCGGACGGGGACAGCGGCGCAGGGCAGGCGGUGGACGGGUACCUGGGCACGGCAGGAGACGCCUGCACGGCCGCGGAGCGGGACGCCGAGCCCUGGUGGCUGGUGAACCUCGGGGACAGCACGUCUGUUGGAUCUGUGCGGAUUCUCAGCCAAGGCUGCUGUGGGAACAGACUAGAGAAUUUCCAGGUGAGAGUUGGCGACUCGCCCAACUUCCUACAGAACCAGGCAUGUGCAGGCAUGUACACGGGAACGCCCUCUGGCGGAGAGAGGAUAGAGUUGCAUUGCCGGGAAGGCACAGCUGGGCAGUACGUUUCCGUGCAGACCAUCAAAACUUCGGACCGCCUGUCGCUCUGCGAGGUGGAAGUAUUCCCGGAAACAGGUGUGAGCCCGUCCCUGGCCUGUGGUGAGACGACGCUGUGUAACCCUACCCAUACCUUCCCGUCCCACAGGUGUGACCCCGUCCCUGCCCUGUGGUGAGACGACCCUGUGUAACCCUACCCGUACCUUCCCGUCCCACAGGUGUGAGCCCGUCCCUGGCCUGUGGUGAGACGACGCUGUGUAACCCUACCCGUACCUUCCCGUCCCACAGGUGUGACCCCGUCCCUGCCCUGUGGUGAGACGACGCUGUGUAACCCUACCCGUACCUUCCCGUCCCACAGGUGUGAGCCCGUCCCUGGCCUGUGGUGAGACGACGCUGUGUAACCCUACCCGUACCUUCCCGUCCCACAGGUGUGAGCCCGUCCCUGCCCUGUGGUGAGACGACCCUGUGUAACCCUACCCGUACCUUCCCGUCCCACAGGUGUGACCCCGUCCCUGCCCUGUGGUGAGACGACGCUGUGUAACCCUACCCGUACCUUCCCGUCCCACAGGUGUGAGCCCGUCCCUGGCCUGUGGUGAGACGACGCUGUGUAACCCUACCCGUACCU